AUGCCAACCAGAUCAUCGAAGAGAACACGUAAUAUCGAACCUGAGCCAAUCGAACCAGAACAAAGCGAGCCAGAACAAAGCGAGCCAGAGCAAAGUGAGCCAGAACAAAGCGAGCCAGAGCAAAGUGAAUCAGAGCAAAACGAACCCGAGGUAGAACUCGUCGCAGUUGUGGAAAUUAAGACGUCUCAUGCGUCUGUCAAAGCACGUACUCCUGCUGCCCCUUUAAGUGCUCUUGCCGCUAGAAGAGCCGCUAUUGAAUCCGGCUUAUAUACGGAACCUGAAGAGGAUAUUACUAUGGAUGAUUCUGACGAAGAAGAGGAGGAGGAGGAGGAAGAGGAUGGCGAAGGUAUUGAGGUGCUAAGUGCUACCGAAGAAGAUGAAGAAGACGAUAUGGUGUUGAGAGAAAAUAUGGAUGCUGAAGUUGAUGUACCCUUUAGUGGAGCAACCACACCUAUUGAAGAUCUAACCCCCAUUCUCCCUUCUACUCCCAUUCUUCCUUCUAUUCCCAUUCUCUCUUCUACUUCCUCGCAACAACAGCCAAAGAGAGCAAAGAUCAAAGUAACCAAAUUGAAAGAUCUCAGUUCAGUCAGUAAUUUUAAGGCAACGAACAAAAACAGUUGUGUUAUAAAGCAAGAAAACGAUACUUAUCUUUUUAUUGGACUUGAAAGAGGAGAGGACGUCGUAUUCAUGGGACAAGUGCUGGCAGCACCUUUAUAUGGAUGUAUGACAGUUGCAGGAGCAGUUAUUUCGUCCGGUAGAGAGGUUCCCAAGACUGAAAACGUAAAGGAAGAUGUGCUAGUGUCAUUCUAUCCAGUGUUUUCACCACGUACACAUGCACUCUUACGUAUUGGAUCAGAAUCUAUUGAUAAAGCAUCGAUUCCAUUGCAUGAAUAUACUACAGAGAUCGAUGAGAAUUUGACCGAAGCAGUAUUUAAUGCAUUAGAGGGUGAAUUUGAAAGUAUUAUUGUGAUUAAGGAUUUGGACGGAAUCUCUGGUUUAGAAAAUUCGAGUGACGCAGUGGCCGCAUAUGGAAGAAAGCUGCUUAAGAUGACGCCCAAAGAAUCAUCUCGCAAAAAGAAGUUGGAAAUUAACUUUCUACCUGGAUUCCAUCCUAUUCUCAAAGUCACUGGUGGUAUAAAAGCUUUCAAGAUCGAGAAAAAUUGGGAAGCACGAUCAGAUCUUGCGCUUGAAAGGGCAGCUGAAAGAGGCACACCUCCUGUCAGUGUUGUUUGUGGUGCUAAAGAUAUGGGCAAAUCAAGUUGCUCUAAAUAUCUUGUGAAUCGACUCUUGACCAAAUACAAAAAAGUUGCUUAUAUCGAAACGGAUGCUGGACAAAGUGAAUUUACACCUGCUGGGUUAUUAUCGUUACAUUAUCUUACCAAUCCAAUCUUGGGUCCAGCUUAUACCCAUCAACAAUUAGAAGCGGAGCGUAGUUUCUUUUUCGGAUCAAACACACCUAAAGGCAACCCCGACUAUUUUUUGGAUUGUAUCUAUGAGCUGUUCGAACAUUAUAAGCAAGAUCAAGCCAAAGUUAUGUGCGAAGAACAAUCAGAAUGGAUCCCAUUAGUUGUAAAUACACAAGGUUGGAUUACAGGCGUUGGCUAUAAUUUACUUGUUAGUCAAAUUCAAAAAUUGAUGCCAACCGAUAUCUUUUCUAUGCACCAUCAUAUUCUUGAAUACAAGAAUAUACCUCAUACAUUUGCAAUGGAUAUAUUACCUAUUGAAACCGAAGAAUUCCAAGUAGAAAGAGAGGCACCUAUCGUACAUCACCUGGAUUGUGUGUUACAAGAUCCCACUGUGUCGACUUUUACAGAUAAUAUUAUACCAUUGGAAAUGCGUGAUAUUACGUUAGGAGCCUAUUUUCAUCAAAAUGGUAUGGGUGUAGAACAUUACUUGCAUCCUACGUGGAAUUUCAAUCAACACAUGGUAGAAAAGAUCCCGUAUGUGAUUGAUUGGCGUCAAAGUUUAAAUGAAGUAUGGGUCACUUAUGAAGAAGUCAAAUUGGAGGAAUUGUUUUAUGCAUUAAAUGGAGGUUUAGUUGGAUUAAUUGGUGAUGUCAUUGAUUUCAAAGCACAAAAUGGACCAAAGAAGGAAGUUUUGAACGAUGAUUUUACUCCUCCUACAUAUUUAAAUACUUUAGAUCACCCAGCCCCAGUACCGCGCAUGACAACCUGUCAUGGAGUUGGUAUUGUCAGAGCGAUCGAUCCAUCUCGACAUGCUUUCUUAUUACUGACACCUGUUCCUGCUAGUACACUUGAAAAGGUGUCUGGUAUAAUCAAGGGAGAACUUCGAUUGCCUGUAUGGAUGAUGAUGGAUAAUAAGUUGGAAAGGUCUGAUGGAGUUGCAAAUGUGCCUUGGAAGAAGGUUCCUUAUCUUUCCCAAGAAAUUGCUGAAGGUGCCGGCGCAACUGCCUUGAGAGUGAGACGUAACUUAUUGCGUAGAUCGCAACAAUAA
Molecule: messenger RNA, 2454 nt
Organism: Mucor mucedo
Lineage: Eukaryota; Fungi; Mucoromycota; Mucoromycetes; Mucorales; Mucoraceae
Exons: 3
Coding region: 1-2454 (817 amino acids)
Biological process (GO): cleavage in ITS2 between 5.8S rRNA and LSU-rRNA of tricistronic rRNA transcript (SSU-rRNA, 5.8S rRNA, LSU-rRNA)
Cellular component (GO): nucleus
Molecular function (GO): polynucleotide 5'-hydroxyl-kinase activity
Source: RefSeq, a predicted model, not a curated record